AUGGGACUAGUUGUGGAUGAUGGGUCAGAGGAGGUGGUAGAGGUGUAUGGUUUAAUGGGUAACGAAACUGGGUUUGGAGCCUUGGUUAAACAGAUGGAGGCGGAGGUUGUAGAUAUGAACCCAAAUGUCAACGGACCCUUUCUUCUUCUUAUCCUUCCUGUCACUUCUAUCUCUCAUUAUACCCCCACCACUAAUCCACCACAGCAAAAGUCUAAUCCCUUCCUAUCUUCUUUCCCUGAUGACAUCAGAACCAAAGUCGUUGAUAAAAUUCUCCAGUCCUUUCUCCAUCUUAGACCACGCUCUCGUCCUAGAACUGCAUACGAAUAUCUACUCUCCCACACCCUUGCAAAUACAAAUCCUCUUCCCCUUGCCCUUGCGAUCAUUCAACGCGUUCUGCGCUCUGGCUGCACACCGGUUCCACAAAUUCACCUCUCCCUAUCGUCCGCAUGGCUUGAUCACCGCCAAACCCAUUCUAUUGUGGAUAUCUUGAAUGAGAUGCGAUCGAUUGGGUACCACCCUGAUUGCAACACCUGUAAUUACCUUCUUUCAUCCCUCUGUGCUGUUGAUCAAUCAGCCGAGGCAAUCAGGGUUCUAAAGGACAUGGAUGGGGCUGGAUGCAAUCCUGAUUCAGAAAGCUAUGGGACAGUUAUUGGUGUAAUGUGUAAGGCCAGGAAGACUGGUGAUGUAGCUGAGCUGAUGAGCGAAAUGGUUACAAAAUUUGGGUUGAUGCCGAGGCAAGGGACAGUCAUUAAGACAGUUGCAGCAAUGAGAGCAAACAGGGAGAUAGUGAGAGCUGUUGACAUGGUUGAGUUUUUGGAGAAAAAGGGUUGCAGCAUUGGGUUUGAGGCUUAUGUGACGGUGGUUAACGGAUGUUUAGAGAGGCGAGAGUUUAUUCUGGCAGGAAAGGUGCUGAUGGAAAUGGCAGAGAGAGGAUUUAUACCUUACAUCAGAGUCAGGCAGAGGGUGGUUGAAGGGCUUGCUAGUGUUGGUGAAGGGGCUCUUGCCUCUGCUGUGAGGCAAAGGUUUGCAGAUUUGAACUCUUAGCUCCUAAAGCACUACUGGCUAAAGAAGCACAACUACAAAUAUGCCAUGCAGCUUACUCUAGGUGGCAGUCUUUUCUCACACUGUUUCUAAGGCAGCUAAUGUGAGCUGGCUUGAAAGAUUUUUGAUAAGCCCAAACCAAGUCUGGGUUCACAUUGAGAUUGGCUAGGUACACCGCCAGAUCCCAGAUUGUAUGAUGCAAAACUAAUCAGCAAGAAGAUUGGGGCCUAUGGCAUCUUUAGUGUCUACUGUGUUCAGCUGUAGCACUUCUUCAAUGCAGACUUCCCCUUUUAGCAGGUUCUCCCAGCAAACAAAUGUGAAGAAAUUGCAGAAGCUGUUGACAUCA
Macadamia integrifolia is the source of this 1387-nucleotide messenger RNA. Its product is annotated as pentatricopeptide repeat-containing protein At1g06270-like. The transcript has 3 exons. Gene Ontology annotation, molecular function: protein binding. Bases 1 to 1044 code for a protein of 347 amino acids. The record is from RefSeq and is a predicted model, not a curated record. NCBI's taxonomy places the organism in Eukaryota, Viridiplantae, Streptophyta, Magnoliopsida, Proteales, Proteaceae.